AUGACCAACAAGAGGCUCGACUCAGGCUGGACCGCUAUCAGGGAUGAAAGAAGCACAACUUCCUCCCUCUCGGACCGAAGCAGCGCCGCCAGAAGGAAGCAUCAGGAAGAGGAGGCCGUCAAGGAGCAGCAAAGGGUGGAGAGCGACCUGAACCCUUACUCUGCGACCUUCCAGCCGUUCGCUAGUCCCCCUAGGACCAUGCCCGAUAUCUCGCAGCUUUCCUUCUCGGACAAGGCUUCCACCGUGUCGGACGAGUUCAAGGUUACGUCUACCCAGAGUACCCCUCAUCACAGCUCCACCGCCAAAUAUGGGAACGCUCGAACACCAACACUCAGCGCAUCUACCGGGACCUAUGGUACACCCUCCACCCGCGCCCAGCUCUCUCCCUUCACCCCGCACACUCCCUUCGCGCGGUCCUCGUCCAACCCCGUCACCCCGUUGACUCCGUACUAUGGCUCGUCCGACCUCGGAGCGAGUCAGAGCAGCAAGGUGCAGACGAAGGCGGAAGAGGCAGCUGCGAGCGGGCAGGAGACUGCUGAGGAGAUUGGCCGGUAUCUUCUGAUCAAUGAUCUUCCUAGGGAUCUUGACGGAGCGCACAUCAAGAAACUCAUUGGCAGCAUCGCCCACUUCAAGGUCAUUAUCGUCAAGAACCUCAAGUCGAGGGGAAGCAUUAUCGUGGCUUUCUAUGAUCCCCGGGAGGCCGAGAAGGUCCAUCGCCACCUCCAUGCCCACUUGGUCGCGUUCCAGGAAGGAGCUCCUCGCCUUUCCCUUCAUUGCAUGCGCAUUGAGCGGAUGGUCGUUGAUCAGAUCGCUGAACAAGGGGGAGAUUGGGAGAUCUAUUGGGGAUACCAGGAGUCUGUCAUUGUCAUUGAGGUCGUUGGCGACAGGGCGGUGACUCUGGAAAACAUGAAGAACUGCUUGAAGGCUAUUGGCGAAGUCCAGCGCGUCCAGCCUGUUGGCCUUGACGGGAAGCGUUUCAUCGCCGAGUUCUGGGACACCCGAGUGGCCGCCGAAGCUAUCAAAUGGCUCAACGGCCCACUCCACACCGACUCAUACCUCACCGCUCGCUACCUCUCUGACAACGCCCAGCCCUCGGCCGAGCCCCGGUCGAUGCGCCGAGUUGCCUCCGGGCCCGCCGACUUCACUCUCGGCUCCGUCGCUGCUCGCGGUCGUACCGGUCCGCCUAGUCACUUCCGCACUUCCGCGGGCGCAGGGCCAGGAGACGUCUUUGGGCCUUACCUUGGUCCCUCCACCCCCUCCGCCAGGUCCACCAACCUCGACCAGCCGUCCCCUACUGACGAGUGGCUCGCACUCCGCAGCAGGUCCGCUUCGGCUCGGAACCAGGACCACGCCCUCCAGCAGCCAUACAGCAAUUAUGACUCUCCGGCGCACUUGCACAACUUCAGCAGGCGCUCGUCCGAGGUCGGCGCGAUCGGUGACCUCGUUAGUCAGAUGGACCUGGCUGCCAGGUCGAGGAGGGACGAUGGGCCGAGGUAUGGCAUGUUCAGCAAGAAGGCGAUUCCGCCUGAUAACCGGGUGUACCCUGACAGGAUCAUACUUGGUCAAGAUCACCGUACGACGGUCAUGAUCAAGGAUGUCCCGAACAAGCUGGCUCGAGAGGAGCUGGUCAACAUUCUCAGCGAGAGCGUGCCGGGCGGAUUCGACUUUGUCUACCUCCGAUUCGAUUUCAAGAACGCCUGUAACGUCGGCUAUGCCUUUGUCAACUUCACUUCCCUUCAGGCGCUGUAUGACUUUAUCCAAGCUAGAGUCGGGAAGCGGUGGAACCUCUUCUCCAGCGAGAAGGUUCUUCAAAUCUGCUAUGCGGACAUACAGGGCAAAGAGCGGCUCAUCAAUAAGUUCCGCAACUCGGACGUCAUGACUGCGCCAGAGCAGUGGAGGCCCCAGAUCUUCUACUCGCAAGGUUCGCAGAAGGGUCAACCUGAGCCAUUCCCUGAGCCUGAUCAUCCUGCAAUGCGUAUGCGAGGUGGCUUAUCUCGACUGCCGAUGUAUGGGAACGCCCCGUCCACCCUCGGCUUUGAGGACGGAUCGGCGUACGACUACACCACGGCCGACUUUGACCGCGCGUACGGCUACUAG
This is a messenger RNA of Dioszegia hungarica, 2097 nucleotides long. Its product is annotated as RNA recognition motif 2-domain-containing protein. NCBI's taxonomy places the organism in Eukaryota, Fungi, Basidiomycota, Tremellomycetes, Tremellales, Bulleribasidiaceae. The transcript has 22 exons. Gene Ontology annotation, molecular function: RNA binding. Bases 1 to 2097 code for a protein of 698 amino acids. The record is from RefSeq and is a predicted model, not a curated record.